Saccoglossus kowalevskii is the source of this 1011-nucleotide messenger RNA. RefSeq names its product adenosine receptor A2a-like. Gene Ontology annotation, biological process: G protein-coupled adenosine receptor signaling pathway; G protein-coupled receptor signaling pathway, coupled to cyclic nucleotide second messenger; chemical synaptic transmission. Gene Ontology annotation, cellular component: dendrite; plasma membrane. Gene Ontology annotation, molecular function: G protein-coupled serotonin receptor activity; G protein-coupled adenosine receptor activity; neurotransmitter receptor activity. The record is from RefSeq and is a predicted model, not a curated record. NCBI's taxonomy places the organism in Eukaryota, Metazoa, Hemichordata, Enteropneusta, Harrimaniidae.
AUGGCGACGGACGUAUUUUACUUGGUGACAGAGAUUACCAUAGCUGUGCUGGCCGUAUUCGGUAAUGGUCUUGUAAUGUGGGUCAUAUUCAAGUACAAACGCAUGCAGACGAUAACAAAUUUGUUUAUACUAUCACUUGCCGUAGCAGAUUUUCUAGUGGGACUCUUGGCAAUUCCUUUCGCUAUCAUGACUAGCCGCGGUAUUCCUUCAAACUUUCAAGGGUGUUUGUUCAUGCUGUCAUUUCUCCUAUGGCUCUGUACAAGCUCGACGUACAGUCUAAUUGGGGUGAGCGUGGACCGAUACUUGGCCAUUGCGCACUCGCUGAGAUACCAUACGAUCAUGACGACCAAAAGUGCCGUGGUUAUGAUCACCAUAUCUUGGUUAGUAGCCGGCAUUAUCGGCACGCUUCCUCUGAUGGGGUGGAACAAAGGUCGCCCAUCGGAGCCGCAGUGUUUAUUCAUGGAGGUAAUACAUAUGGAAUAUAUGUUCUUCAAUUUUAUAUUUGCCAUUCUUGUACCAUUGGUAGUGAUGCUUGUGAUAUAUGGAUCCAUUUACCAUGCCGCCAAAAAACAGAUACGAAGUAUUGCUGCCUUAGAAGUAGGUCUACCACAGACCAAUUCUCGGAGAAGGACAAAGAAGGAAUUAAAGGCAGUCAAAUCACUCGCCGUUAUCUUUAUCGUCUUUAUGGUCUGUUGGUUUCCUAUAUAUAUCCUGAACACUAUAUUCCUCUUCUGUCCCACAGGAUGUGACGUACCGCUUGAGUUGCUACUGUUUGCUAUAUUGCUAUCUCAUAGUAACUCAGCUGUCAACCCAUUUCUCUAUGGGUUUGGCAGGGACUUCAGAACAGCAUACAGACGAGCUUUUGUAACGCUCUUUCCGUGCGCAAAAGACGCGUGCCAUGGCCCUGGUAUAGCGAGAGACAGGGAAAACAGUAUCACAAUGUCAGUUAUUGAUAGAAUACCGACAUCUCCUACUUAUGUCAACGGGAAUAUAGAGACUGCGAACUCAUAA